AUGGACGCUGUCACUGCGUAUGCGGAUUCAUUCGUCGCCAGAGCCGAGAAAUACACACCACGAAACGGCGCACUAGCUGAACAAAUCGACCGCAACAAUGGCACUCCUCUCUCUGCUCGAGAUCUAACCUGGUCAUACGCCGCCUUUAUUACCAUGGCUGAGCGCCGGGCGGGUCAGUAUCCACAAUCUUGGUACACACGAGAAGCCGAUCCUCUCCCAGCACCAUCUAACUGCACAGUAUCAUCUUACAGCGGCACUUACAUCCCAGCUGUAGCAGCCGGCGCACCUAACACCACAAACGAAUGCCAAAUCAACAUCCUUAUGAACGUGAAUGCUACGACCUACUACGGUGAGAACAUCUACAUCGUCGGGAACACUACAGAGCUCGGAGAUUGGGAUGUGAAUAAAGCACUUCCUUUGAAUCCAGGGGGCUACUCGGAUCAGAGACCGCUGUGGACUCUCGAUACGUAUUUUGAGGCUGGGGAGGAUGUGGAUUUCAAGUUUGUAAGACAGGAAGACUGUGGACAACCUUGGAUUUAUGAGAGGAAUAACCGUACUAUUGGUGUAGGCCCGUGUGGGACUGCGGCAGGCGUUUUUGAGCUCGCUUAG
Hymenoscyphus albidus is the source of this 609-nucleotide messenger RNA. The record is from the annotation of a GenBank genome assembly. NCBI's taxonomy places the organism in Eukaryota, Fungi, Ascomycota, Leotiomycetes, Helotiales, Helotiaceae.